AUGGCGGCCACCAUGAAGAAGGCGGCUGCAGAAGAUGUCAGUGUUACUUUCGAAGAUCAACAAAAGAUAAAUAAAUUUGCGCGGAAUACGGGUAGAAUCACAGAGCUAAAGGAAGAAAUAGAAUUAAAAAAGAAACAACUCCAGAACUUAGAAGAUGCUUGUGACGACAUCAUGCUCGCAGAUGAUGACAGCUUAAUGAUACCUUACCAGAUUGGUGACGUCUUCAUUAGCCAUUCUCAAGAAACACAAGACAUGUUAGAAGAAGCAAAGAAAAAUUUGCAAGAAGAAAUUGAUACCUUAGAAUCCAGAGUAGAAUCAAUUCAGCGGGUGUUAGCAGAUUUGAAAGUUCAGUUGUAUGUAAAAUUCAGCAGCAACAUAAACCUUGAAGCUGAUGAAAGUUAA
This is a messenger RNA of Heterocephalus glaber (naked mole-rat), 402 nucleotides long. Its product is annotated as prefoldin subunit 4-like. NCBI's taxonomy places the organism in Eukaryota, Metazoa, Chordata, Mammalia, Rodentia, Bathyergidae. Gene Ontology annotation, cellular component: cytoplasm; prefoldin complex. The record is from RefSeq and is a predicted model, not a curated record. Gene Ontology annotation, biological process: protein folding.